Molecule: messenger RNA, 1062 nt
Organism: Aspergillus chevalieri
Lineage: Eukaryota; Fungi; Ascomycota; Eurotiomycetes; Eurotiales; Aspergillaceae
Product: FAD-dependent oxidoreductase
Exons: 3
Coding region: 1-1062 (353 amino acids)
Molecular function (GO): FAD binding; D-amino-acid oxidase activity
Source: RefSeq, a predicted model, not a curated record
AUGGGCGAGUCGCAUCUCGAGCAUACUCCUUCCCUCCCCUUUGCCCAGCGCCCUAUUGUCAUUCUUGGGGCUGGUAUCAUCGGGUGUACCACUGCCCGGCAGUUGUUGUUGAACGGGUUCCCCGUGGUUCUAGUGGCGGAGUAUCUCCCAGGAGACCAGAACAUCCAUUAUGCUUCGGCUUGGGCUGGUGCAGCAUGGCAUGCCGCCGGGGGUAUCAGUCCGGAGCAGCGAUACUUCCAGGCUGUUACUCAUCGCCACUUGCUGAAGAUGGCCCAGGAGGAUCCGACAUCGGGGGUGUGUAUAGUUGAUACACGGGAACUCCUCGAGCAGGCUCCGCCGGAGAAUUCUUCGUUAUGGGGGCAGCAUGUUGUGUCCAAGUUCCGUCAUCUCAAAAAAGACGAAUUCCCCUCGCAUUUCAACUGCGGUUGGGCCUACGAUACCCUCGUCACCGAUCCAACAUUACACAUGCCCUAUCUCGGAAAGCAAAUCACGGAACGUGGAGGGCAGUUCAUUCGCAAGAAGGUCAACUCCUUGCAAGACCUGUACCAAAUGUUCCCCGAAUCCAGCAUCUUCAUCAACGCCAGUGGCAUUGGGAGUAAAGAGUUGGACGACGUCAAGGACGACAAGUGCUUUCCCGAACGCGGUCAGAAUGUGUUCUACAAGACCGACAAGUGCCAUAUGAUGUAUUUCCGGAAUGGCAAGCAAUAUACAUAUGUGAUUCCCCGUCCGAUGUCCAAGGGUGUUGUCCUUGGGGGUGUCAAACAGCAGGACAAUCUCUCCCCCGAAGUCGAUAUGGCAAUUGCCCAAGACGAAAUCUCCCGCGCUCACAUCCUGGCACCCGAAAUUGUACCAGAGAAUCCUCCGGAAGACAGCAUCAGCCACAUCAUUGGCAUCCGUCCUUCGAGACAGGGUGGUUUCCGGUUAGACUGCGAGAAGGUCGGACAGCGCACUAUCCUGUCCGCGUAUGGAUUUGGUGGUGGUGGAUAUGCAUUCUCGUAUGGAGUGGCCGAUGCUCUGUCCAAGAUGGUUGAGAGGGCCGAACGGGAGAAUGUGAUUCUGUGA